Messenger RNA from Protobothrops mucrosquamatus (brown spotted pit viper), 1095 nucleotides. RefSeq names its product motilin receptor (gene MLNR). The record is from RefSeq and is a predicted model, not a curated record. Gene Ontology annotation, molecular function: G protein-coupled peptide receptor activity. The transcript has 2 exons. Gene Ontology annotation, cellular component: plasma membrane. The coding region runs from base 1 to 1095 and encodes 364 amino acids. Gene Ontology annotation, biological process: G protein-coupled receptor signaling pathway. NCBI's taxonomy places the organism in Eukaryota, Metazoa, Chordata, Lepidosauria, Squamata, Viperidae.
AUGGGGACCAGUUGCAGUGCUGCCUGCAACAUGGGUUUGACCAACAACAGCAGUCUAGCUGUGUGUCAAGAACAGGAUAAUGAAAUCUGGGCCCUUCCACCCUGCAACAAGUAUCUCUGCCCACUGCUGCCCAUAUGCAUUCUCAUCCCAGUGACAGCUGUUUGCUUGGUCUUGCUGGUGCUGGGUAUAGGGGGCAAUGUCUUGACUGUGAUUGUGACAAGCUGCUCCCAAGAGCUACACAACACUACCAGUCUAUAUCUGGGCAGUUUGGCUGUCUCUGACCUGUUGAUGCUCCUCCUGGGUCUACCCUUGGAUCUGUACCGUUUGUGGCGCUCCCAGCCAUGGGUGCUGGGAACUGUGCUGUGUCGUGUGUGGCACUGGUCAACUGAGGCGUGUGCCUACUGUUCCAUCCUGCAUCUGACAGCCCUGACAGCUGAGCGCUAUCUGGCUAUUUGCUUCCCACUGCGGGCUAAAGUCCUGGUGACCCAACAGCGGGUAAAAGCCCUACUGAUAGUGCUCUGGGCUGUGGCACUACUCUCUGCUGUACCUUACCUGUUCCUUGUGGGAGUCCAACAGGCUGGUAACUUUUCCAAUGAUGAUGAUUUCAGCCGUGAAUGUGGCCCUACUUUGCAUGCCCAACAGACAGGGCUGUUGGAGACUAUGCUCUGGAUCACCACUAGCUACUUCAUCCUUCCCUUCUUCUGUCUUUACAUUCUCCAUGGCUUGAUUGCUAGAGAGCUUCUUCGUGUUGGCAAAGCACAUCUUGGUUUGGCUUCAUACAGGAACCAUCAGCAAACAGUGCGCAUGUUGGUUAUCCUGGUUCUGGCAUUCCUCAUUUGCUGGCUGCCCUUUCAUGUUGGCCGGAUCAUAUAUAUCAACCCAAACAACACCAGGAUGAUGAUCUUCUCUCAGUAUUUUAAUGUUUUUGCGUUGCAGCUUUUCUACUUGAGUGCUACAAUCAACCCAAUCCUUUACAAUCUUGUCUCAAAGAAAUACAGGGCAGCAUUGUACAAGUUGCUGGUAACCAAAAAGCGACCAGAACGGGCUUCAACUAUUACUAGGGAGACAGCUGGCUACCUAGAGAUUACUGGAUAA